GCAGUGACGUCAUCGCCGCCGCCGACAUAUUGAAAUGUUUCCCCUUACCUCUUGUUCUUCACUGAGCUCAACAGCAGCCAUCAGCUCUCGCUCCUCAGCCGGACACAGGGCUAACAGCACGGACAUGGAGAUAGACACUCUUUUGGAAGCUAUUAAAGAUUUUGACAAGAAGGGGAAGAAAGAAGUGUCUUCCGUGUUGGACCAGUUUUUGUGUCAUAUUGCGAAGACUGGGGAAACCCUGGUGUCAUGGUCUCAGUUUAAAAGCUACUUCAUAUUCAAGUUGGAGAAAGUAAUGGAGGAUUUUCAAGCAUCGGCCCCAGAGCAAAGUGGACCCACCAACCCAAACGUGGAAUCAGUGCCCUUUGAAGAAAUGAAGGAGAGGAUCCUUAAGAUUGUCAAUGGAUACAACGGGAUCCCAUUUACCAUCCAGCGCUUGUGUGAACUUCUCACAGAACCCAAGAGGAACUACACAGGAACAGAGAAAUUUCUCAGAGGGGUAGAGAAGAAUGUGAUGGUGGUCAGUUGCAUUUAUCCUACAUCUGAGAAAAAUGGCUGUAGUGGUGUCAACAGAAUGAAUGGAGUCAUGUUGUCAGGGAACACAUCUAUCUUUACAGAGAGGAAAGUAAAUGGGCCAGGAACGCCCAGACCAUUAAACAGACAGAAACAUUCCUUGUCCAGUUCACUAUCCACAAACGGCCUUCCAGACAGCACUGAAAACAAAGAGACGAACACAGCACAGGGACACAGCAAAACACCCAGUGAUGCAUCUGCAUUAGGCAUUGGUAGCUCGGUAAAGAACAAACACUUGGAUGAAGAGGAAGAAAUGGAGGCAGAGGAGCACGAGGUAAAGAGACUUAAAUUCAACCAGGAUGGAGAAGAGGAUGAGGAGGAUGAAGAGGAUGUAGAAGAGCAUGUUGGUGAGACACCCAGGUCUACAUCGUCUGAGAGCCCCUCAGAUAAGUCCGAGGAUGCAGAAUCGCCAUUGUCUAUGUCACGGGAGACAAACGAAGAAGAGGAGGAGGAAAGUAAACCUGGUUCGGCCAGAGAGUGUGAGGACCAAGAGCCUUCCAGCACGCUGUCUGAGAGUACGACUGCGGAUUCCAGAGAGUCCUUUACUGAACGAGAGGUUCCCUGCGGCUCAGACUCUUCCUCAGAGGAGCCCAGCAAUAUGGACCAAUCGGAGCAGAGAGCCCCAGCAGGUGUGGCCUCUAGUCCUGAGAUGAAGGAAGGGGAGGAGCCAAGUGAGCAAGUCAGCAGCAGUAGCAAUGAUGAAAACACCUCUGGACCCUCAUCUAGCAGCAGUAGCGCAGACUCGCCCACAGAGGGCGACACUGAGUCAGGGGCCCAAGACUCGGAGAGUGCAGAGGAGCCUAUGGAGCAGGACUAAAAAACUCCUAAACGACUACUGUGUGCUUUUGUGGAGAUUAUUGGGAAGACACACAAUUAAGUGGCCUUCCACAAUGGCCAUCCGAAGCAACACCCAACUACCACCAUGCGCCUUCUGGUCAAGAGUCACCUAAUUUCUCCAACCUUCCCAAAUGGACACUUUAUGCAGAUGUACAUACGAUUUUAUUUCUGAAGUGAAGGUUUUAAACUGGAUGGUUAUCUUUUUUUCUUUUUUUUUUUUUAAAUUCAUUCAUGUUACAGGUUUCUGCCUGUCUAGUUUUUUAGGCAGACACUUUCACUAAGCUAAAAUCAGUUUGACUGAAGUUUAUCUUGACAUCUUUUAUCCAGGAAAGCAGUCCUGUUUUAUGUUCUAAGCUUUAGGUUGUUUGAACCACUGGCUAGGUUGUAUCUUUUCUGCAUUGGUGUUAUUAUUCAUUCACAUAGCGCCAAACAGCAGGGCAGUGGAGUUUAUCAUCUUGCUCUUUAAGUCUUUCUUAAGACCCGUAACUGGUCACUGUUCAGAGGUUACGUUCCAAGCAAAUACAAGCCAUAGCUCUGUUUGUUCUGUUAAAUAAUUUGAGCAGUAGCCUUUUUAUAUUUUAGUUUUUCUUGUUUUUUUUUUUUUUUUUUUUUUUGUAGUUUGUGUGUAACUGACAGGGGAUGUUCAUUGUUUUGUAAAAUCUUCUUUUUUUCCCCCACUAUCACCAUCUCUUAUGUAUUAUCAUGCAGUCUGCACUGCAUUGAAAGCGAGUGGUUUAUGUCAGGUACAUUUACCUCUUGAAGAUUACAACUAAGCAUUCUUUCAUAUUUCGUGAUUCACAUUAAUUUAUACCAGCAUUUCAAUCUUGAUUUAUUUUUGAGAAGCUGAUUUUGUUUUGUUGUUUUGCAGAUUGUAUUUAAUGACAAGCUGAAUUACAAUGUCAUAUGUGACAGUUUGACUCUUACCGAUAACAGCUGGCUGCCAUUUUGCAGCUGUACUUUUUUUUUUUUUUUUUUUUAGAAUUUUAAAAUGUCUGUAAAGUAGUGUUUUGUAGAGCAUCGUGUUCACUACCUUUUUGUGCAUCCAAUAUAAUUGUAUGGUGUUGUUUUUUUGUGUAUACUGAAUGCUUGUGGUUUCAAUAGAGUAUUCAGACAAAGCAAUAAAUGUUAUGGUUUAAAAUGUUUAGAUGACCCUUUAGUUUGACAAACACAUGAUUCUGAAUCUAAAUUAUUACAGAAAGUUUGUAUGUAAUUGAAUCCUUGACAAGGUUAAAACAACUAGAUAUUUACAUCAUUCAUGUCCAUAGCACAAACGCCAAACUUUUAUUCUUUGCCAGCAAGCACUAACUAGUAGAACAUCAUUCAUAGGAGGAUUACCGCUUACAUAAUAUAUUUUAAGCUUUCAUCCGGGUCUUUAUAUAAUCCUUAAUAAUCAUGUUUCUCAAAUUUAUGCAAGCCUUCUAAUUCACUUUGCAGUUAUUAAGCAUAAAUCCUUGCACAAUUUUUUCUGAUUAACUUCCCAAAUACAAGUUUUCUUUCUUUCAUAGUUCUGUCACAGUCAUAUGUCUCUUAACAGUCUGCUGCAGUGAUUUCUGCAGGUGCUUUUAAAAAAAACUUUUUAAUUCACCUGUCUGUUUAGUCAUUGUCUUUUGUGUUGGCUGGCUAAUUUCAUGGUCACACCAGCAAGGGGGGGGGGACUGGGAAGAUAAAUCAGCCCGGGUUUUACAUAGAAACUGGCCCAAAAGUUGUUGAGGGGUAGGGAGGGAAAUCUGGCCCUUUCUGCAUAUCGCUUCCCCCUUCAGUAUAUCGCAGCGCCAUUUUGUGGCCCAUUUUGCAUAACGCGGCGGUCCAUUUCAGCUUAUCGUGGCCCGUUUGGCCCGGUUUUGCGGCUGGCCCAUCGGGAAAAUUCCCGGUUCUCCCAAUGGCCAAUCCGCCCCUGCACAUCAGUGUGUUACUCCUGUAUCUAGGCUGGUUGAAAUUUACCCAGCCCUCUCUGAGAAAAUAAAAAGUGGAUUGUCUAAAUCCUGCUGUGAUGUUCAGCAAGUUGGUAUGUUUAACUGUCAUCUUUGAAUGCCCAGCUCCUGGGAAAUAACCCUGCCUGCUGUGGGAGUAGUAACAAGUCUUAAAUAAAUGAAUUGUAAUUUGAUCCACGGGCCUGGGGACCAAAGAGCUUAUUAAAAAUGAUGAACUGGGCUAACUUAAGUUUUUUGGGUGGGUGUGCUUAAAAGUUUGAACUAACAGAUAACAGUUCCUCAAAACAUAUUGUACAUAUUUCUGCAUAAAGAAGAAUCUCACUCAAUACAAUAAUCAGCACAAAGAAAAUGGAAGUAAACUUAAAAGUAGAAGUGAAAGAUCAAUCUUGGUAUUUUAAGAAGAAAUGUCAGGAUUGUGAAGAUUGCGAUUAAUUUGAAAAUUUAUAUUUUACCCAGCCCCAGUGUAUUAAUGAAUGGGAAAUGCGUUUACAGUAUAGGGUAGACUGAGUACAGUUGUAACACUUUUGAUAUACUGCACAAAUAUUGACCCUAAUAAACAUACAAUUGUUUUCACGUUUGAUGCCUUUAUCUGUCUACCAAAAUAAUAAAUGCCCAAAACCUGCCUGCCUAUAUAUAAUGUCUAUCUGGCUUUCUGUCUAUUAAUUAAUUAAUUUGUCUUGCUCACUAAGCUUUCUGACUGAAUAAAUGCAAACAAAACUCUAGAAGGAGCAUUUUCUACCAUGUUUCUUGUGCAGCAGGUACAGUCGUAUUCAGUCCUCUAGUGACCACCUUGCACGUCUGCCUGAUUUUCUCAGUGAUCUUGCAUCCUAAAUACCCCACCUCCACUCUACACUGUGGACUUAAAGGCAACGUGAAACAUCAUUUGUAACUUAGCUAACUUCUGUAAUGUUACAUACGUUAAGAAAAAGAUUAUUAAGCAUGAGAUAAUGUUGGGAAGGAGUUGGUUUUAUCGUUCAGGAUUUGACUGGAUUGUGAAAAGUAAGGCUAUAUGAUAUUAUGAGUGAUGUUUGCACAAGCAUUAUUACUGUACUAAUACUUGGGGUUAGUGAUUUUAACAAACUUAUAACUAUUAAGUGUGUAACUCAUUCCACACUGUUUGUGCUACAGACAUGAAUUUUACCUCACUUGUUGAGAAGUGUGAUAAGCAAUCAGAAUUCCCAUAGACUUACAUUGGAGGACUGACCCAAGCCAUCUAGGGAAAAUAAUAUUAUACUGUUAUAGUGAUAUAUGGUUUUCAUUAUACUGCAUGUUUUUUUUCCCCUCCUUUCUCAUAUUGCAUAUUGAAAACUUUGUUUCUGGCAACGGAGAAGUCUGAGAUUCCCCUGAUACCUGUCUUCUGCUCCAACCAAACUGCUGGGAAUUUUAUGGCCACUAAGAUUCUCCAAGUUAGCAGCUGCAUUAGUGUCUGCACCACCAACCAGUUUACAAGGCUCCAACCAAGUCCUCAACAAGAUGCUGUGGGUCUCCUGCCUCAGAGUGUGAGUCGCCACCUAGUCCUCUCAGCCACCUUUCUUGCCUCGGUUAAGUCUGAGAUUCCUCGGAAGCCUGUCUUCCACUCCAACCAACAUGCCAGGAAUUUUAAAGCCCCUAAGAUUCUGCAAGUUAGCAGCUGUGUUAGUGUCUGCCCCACCAACCAGUUUGCAAGGCUCCAACGGUGCAUUCGACAAGAUGCCAUGGAUCUCCUGCUUGAAGGUGCGAGUCUCCACCUUGUCCUCUCUGACACAUUUCUGGCCACAUUGAAGACUGAGAUUCACCAGAUAACUGUCUUCCACUCCAACCAAACUGCUGGGAGUUUUAUGACCACUACUAUUCCCCUGGUGAACUGCUGUAUUUGUGCCUGCCCCACUAACCAUCUUGCCAGGAUCCAACCAAGUCCUCGAAAGGGUGCGGUUGAUGUCCUGCCUCAGAGUCAGAGAUUCCACCUUGUGGUCUCAGCAACCUCACUGGACAAUGUGAAGUUUGAGAUUGCACCUCACCACUGAGUCUUGUACCUCAAACAGCCUGCACUCCUGGAAAUUUUAUGGUGAUGAUUAACAACUGCAUUAGUGUCUGCCACAUUAACCAGCUUACCCAGCGUGACGCAGUGUGUGUCCUCCCUGUGGGUGGCAAUCCCCACCUUGUCAUCUCUGCUAACCAACUGGACAUCCUGAAUUUUGAGAUCCCACGAAUGCUGCCGUCUCCUGUACUUCUUGGCCUGAAGACAAAUGGAGCUGUAUUGAAGAGCAAAUCCCUUCAGACCAAUGUGGUUGCUAAGAUAUCAUGCAAGUCCAUGAUGAUUACCAAGGGUGUUGGCAACUCCAUGGUGCAGAUCAUUCAGCUCCAAGCCAUCCGGGAUAAGGUUGCGAUUUCUCAACGUGGGGGCCUCCUUCCAGUAUGUCAGGAAAUGGUUGAGUGCACUCCCAAAGAGACCUCUUCUCGCCAUUAGAAGACUUUAAAUCCACCCUAUUUUCAGGCGCUCCAAAAAGUGGCCUCACUUUACAUGGAAAAUCAGACCCUGGACAUUACUCCAAUUGUGUCAGAUUGACAGCAGGUGGCACAAGACCCAAGUCAGGGUUCAUCAUUGUAGAGAAGCAGGCUCAAAAGUACCUUGAGAUCCGUGGCAAGCAGCCCCAUAUACUGGUCCAUCCUCGCCACUGGGGCUGGUCUUUGGGCCCUAAAAAGAAUGACGCUGUGAAGGUUCCUCAGUGGCAGUAGUAGCAAACAAAAA
Myxocyprinus asiaticus (Chinese sucker) is the source of this 6066-nucleotide messenger RNA. Its product is annotated as serine/threonine-protein phosphatase 4 regulatory subunit 2-B-like. Gene Ontology annotation, molecular function: protein phosphatase regulator activity. The coding region runs from base 35 to 1387 and encodes 450 amino acids. Lineage: Eukaryota; Metazoa; Chordata; Actinopteri; Cypriniformes; Catostomidae. Gene Ontology annotation, biological process: protein dephosphorylation. The record is from RefSeq and is a predicted model, not a curated record. The transcript is spliced from 9 exons. Gene Ontology annotation, cellular component: protein phosphatase 4 complex; cytoplasm; nucleus.